AUGAUUCGAAGACAGCUACUAGAACCGGUCACGGAGUUUCAACUGGCAUUAGAGAACGUGUCUCUGGGGGAUGUAGAUGCUCUACAUAGCUUCAGGAAAUUUUUGCGACGUGGAACCAUUCUACAGCGACGCCAACUUCUUAUGGAAGCGCAGAAGCUUUCCACUCAAACUUCAUUGUCACAUGAUCUUCAUCUCAUUCAAUCGCCGUCCCUAGAAUUUGACAACAGUACUACCUACACAUCUGAUGUCACAUCUGAAAACUGUAAGAAGCGGCGCCUGGACGGUCUGUUGCAGCAAUCCAGUCCUCUAAAUGGCUCUACUCGCAAGCGGAGAGUUCAACCCUCAAGGGCGGCCUCUAGUUCAUCAAAUGCCACUGCACACUCCCCCUCUAAUAGGAUGGUCCCUUCAACUACGUCCUACUCUCAAGAAAUUGACAAAGACCCAGAGGAUGGCCAUGUUCAAAUUCACAUCGAUGAAGAUGGAGGAGAUUAUGCCUUGACGCCGGACCGUGUACAAUCGCCGCGAACUGCAUCUUAUGUCCCAUCCCGCAAUCCCGCUAUUCCCAACAUCCUUGUCAAGGCGAGGGAGUUCUUUGAGACGAUGCUUACUAAGCGUGCGAACCGCGCUAAAUAUCUUGUUCGCGCCGUCCAGGGGUUUCUUGAGGCACCUCAGCUCCCGUGCGAUUUCGCAAAGGAGAUGUGGAACAAGAAAUCAGCCAUCUUUUCUAAACCAGAAGUUACAGGCUCCACAGCUCGCUUCCGAAGUCUCUAUGAGGGCCAUCGAAAGAUUAAAAGAGGUGGGGAGGAGUAUCUCGCUGCAGCUCGCUUCUGUUAUAUCUAUUUGGAACAUGAUUUGGAGCAGAUAAUUCAAUCUCAAAAACUUGUGUUGUCUCAAGGUAGAGGAAAAGUGACGGCUGCCUUUCAGCUACAGGCGAAGAACAUCUCCGUCACCAUGGACGCUCUUCGAGCUGAGCGUAAGGCCGGUCGAGGAUAUAUUCGACUUUUGAUGGAAGGCGGACCUGGUUUCGUGCUUCGCAUGGGUAGCAAUGUAUCGACUAUAUGGGAAAGAAAGCUUAGUGUCAGCGAUAUCAUUCUUAUUAUAGAAUUUAUCAAGUCCUAUGCCAUCGAGUUAUAUGACGAGAUUAAGUCAUACGAUCAAGCUGCUGUACAAGCACUCCUAAAUGGUUUUAUCGCAUAUGGUUGGACCAGCACGGAGAUUCGUGAAACAAAAAGUUCGCUGUUUGACGAAUUACAACGCUAUGCCAAUUUAAACAACCAAUAUCCUGGAAAAACAGUAGAAGAGAAUUCCAAUAUAACGUCUCUCGCAACACCAGUAUCAGAAAUCUGGGAUGGUGUAAUGAGACAGAAUGAAUCCCCUUCUAUGCUUUCAGACCUAGAUCUGCUUCUAGAAGAGGGGAAUCAGACGAUGUCAAUGCCAACGACCUCCGAGGAAGAUCCAGAAUCAGUCCUUGGCAGCGACGACUUCGACUUCUGGCUCUGA
Messenger RNA from Botrytis sinoallii, 1500 nucleotides. RefSeq lists its product as uncharacterized. NCBI's taxonomy places the organism in Eukaryota, Fungi, Ascomycota, Leotiomycetes, Helotiales, Sclerotiniaceae. The record is from RefSeq and is a predicted model, not a curated record. The coding region runs from base 1 to 1500 and encodes 499 amino acids. The transcript is spliced from 4 exons.